AUGGCUUUCCAUCACAGGAAUCACAAAAGGACACAUGGGUGCAACUUUUAUGGUAAACACACCAAAGGGAAAACGUUUCUAACUACAAAUAAGAAGAAACCUGUCCAUCCAAAAAGUCGCAAAGCUGUGCAAAUUGUGAAGCAGAUCAAAAGGAGCGUCAAAGCGGAGCAGGCACAAAAACAAGCCAAUAUGAAGCUGCAGCUUCUGGGCGUGAAGCUGGCUUUCUUUGUGGAGAACCUGGACCCUUCCUUGCAGGUGUGCUCGCGAUCACAGCUUGACGAACUCAUAGAGAAGUACAUUAGCCGUAACGACGAAGAACUGCAAACGCUUAGUUCGAAAAAACUCGUUCAUGGCAAUGUACGUCAACACGCUGCCCGCGAGGACGCUCUGCAGUUCACACGUUCCAUGGAGCGCAAAGAAUACGAUGAAACUGGUUUCGAAAUGGUGGACGUUUUGGACCCUCAGACAUUCCGACGGUUCAAGGAAUGGCAAGGUGACCUCAAAGUUGUGCCUUCGUUCAAACUUCGUUCAUAUGUCAAAAGUAGUUUAUUAAAAAGCAAUACAAAGAACUCAUCCUGAUGAAAUGAUGAGCUUGCUGUCA
Messenger RNA from Hyalella azteca, 601 nucleotides. Its product is annotated as translation machinery-associated protein 16. The transcript is spliced from 6 exons. Lineage: Eukaryota; Metazoa; Arthropoda; Malacostraca; Amphipoda; Hyalellidae. Gene Ontology annotation, cellular component: nucleus. The coding region runs from base 1 to 579 and encodes 192 amino acids. The record is from RefSeq and is a predicted model, not a curated record.